AUGACCGUUGGUGGGAUUCCGGAUCAGAUCUCUGAACAUGCUGAGAUGAUUUGCCACGUGGCCAUAGGAAUGAUGUGGGAAGCUCGAUCAGUGCCGGAACCAGUGAAUAAAAAACCUCUUCAAGUUCGAAUCGGAAUCCAUUCAGGACCUCUUAUAGCCGGUGUGGUGGCCGUAAAGAUGCCCAGGUAUUGCCUGUUUGGUGACACCGUCAGCACAGCGUCAUUGAUGGAAACGAAUGGCCUGCCCGGAAAGAUCCACUGUAGCGAUAAGGGAGAGAUGGUCACUCACUUUCUGCGGAAGAGCACCAAGAAGAGCGUAUGGGAAAUCAUCGACAGAGAGCGAGAUGUCAAUAAAAACUCCAUCGACGGAUACGAGGAACUCGAGACGGGCAUGCCUUACUCCGAACCACAUCAGACUAUUAUACAGCCAGUGACGGCUACUACAUCAAAAACUUGCACAAUUUCAUAA
Molecule: messenger RNA, 468 nt
Organism: Cooperia oncophora
Lineage: Eukaryota; Metazoa; Nematoda; Chromadorea; Rhabditida; Trichostrongylidae
Source: the annotation of a GenBank genome assembly